AUGAGACUCAAUUGGCCGCUAAGAAUGUCUGCCAAUGUAUCAAGAACCUACAACGAUGCCAUCUCGGCUUUGAAUUCCCUGCAGUCUAAUUACGCUAACAUCAUGGCUAUUAGAGCCUCGGGAGAUCGUAAAAACCAGAUGAACAUAUGGGAAAUGCAAGAAUGGUCGCGCAGAAUUGGCUAUGAGACCUGCGAAUUCGAUAAGCUCAAUAUUGUUCACAUCACAGGUACUAAGGGCAAAGGCUCUACCGCAGCCUUCACGCAGUCUUUGCUCCAACAAUACAGCGACAAGAUCUCUAGGAUUGGGCUUUAUACGUCCCCUCACCUGAAAUCCGUGCGUGAGAGGAUCCAAAUCAACGGCAAACCAAUCUGCGAGGAGAAGUUUUCUCGCUAUUUCUUUGACGUUUGGGACAAGCUCGAUAAUACAACGUCCUCGCUGGACAAGUUCCCACAUAUGACCCCCGGCAGUAAGCCAGGCUACUUCAAAUACUUGACAUUGCUUUCCUUUCACGUUUUUGUUCAAGAGGGAUGCGAUUCCUGUAUCUACGAGGUAGGGGUUGGCGGAGAAUACGACAGUACCAACAUUAUCGAGAAGCCCACCGCAUGCGGUGUAUCUCUUCUCGGAAUCGAUCACACUUUCAUGCUUGGCGACACGAUUGAGGAAAUUGCCUGGAAUAAAGGAGGCAUCUUCAAAAAGAGUGCAGCGGCUUUCACGAUUGCAUCCCAGCCAACAGGAGGACUCAAAAUUUUACACGAAAGGGCUUUGGAGCGUAAAACGACGCUCACAGAGGUGCCCAUUUUUAACGAGCUGAAGCAUUUAAAGCUGGGUCUUGCGGGAGACUUCCAGAUCACAAAUGCGUCUUUGGCGGUUGCCCUGGCCUCUCAACAUCUCUACAAGCUCGGAAUUCUUUCUCACCCUCCAAAGUUGGAUGCGGACAUGACAUUUUCGCCUGAGUUCAAGAGAGGACUCACAACAGCGGAGUGGAAAGGCCGUUGUCAGACAGUGCUUGAUAACAAUGCUACAUGGCUGAUUGAUGGUGCUCAUACUAAAGAUAGUAUUCAGGCCGCAUCGACAUGGUUCAAGUCCCAGAUGACUAAAACUCAAAACAAGAAGAUACUCUUGUUUAAUCAACAAACCAGAAAUGCAGACGCUUUAAUAACAGACUUGCACAGCUGUUUAAGCCCUGAAGUGCAGUUUGAUCAUGUCAUUUUUACGACGAACGUUACGUGGAAGUCAGGAGAUUACAGCGCGGAUUUAGUGUCAAUGAAUACUUCGAAGGAGCAAGUAGAUAAUCUUGAGGUACAAAAUGCUCUUCGAGAAACGUGGCUACAACUAGAGCCUGAUGCUCGUGUCGACGUGGUCGCAAAUAUUGAGUCCGCCUGUGAUCUGAUCAAAGAGUAUGAUGAAGCAGUUGAGAUCGCGGUUACGGGAUCACUUCAUCUUGUAGGUGGACUGUUGGUUGUCUUUGACGGCAAACAGUGA
This is a messenger RNA of Lachancea nothofagi CBS 11611, 1482 nucleotides long. Lineage: Eukaryota; Fungi; Ascomycota; Saccharomycetes; Saccharomycetales; Saccharomycetaceae. The record is from the annotation of a GenBank genome assembly.